UAUAAAAGGAGUGCUUCAAAGGACAGAAAGCUGGCAGAGGGUUGAUAUUUGUCUCUGUACCAUUUUACAUCUCCAUCUACCCACAAUAACUAACCAUGGAUGAUAUUUACAAGGCAGCAGUUGAGCAGUUGACAGAUGAACAAAAAAAUGAAUUUAAAGCUGCGUUUGAUAUAUUUGUCCUGGGUGCAGAGGAUGGAUGUAUCAGCACAAAGGAGCUGGGGAAGGUAAUGCGCAUGCUGGGACAGAAUCCUACCCCUGAGGAGUUACAGGAGAUGAUUGAUGAAGUAGAUGAAGAUGGCAGUGGUACAGUAGAUUUUGAUGAAUUCUUAGUUAUGAUGGUCCGGUGUAUGAAAGAUGACAGCAAAGGAAAAUCAGAAGAGGAACUUUCAGAUCUCUUCAGAAUGUUUGAUAAAAACUUAGAUGGAUACAUAGAUCUGGAUGAACUAAAGCUCAUGUUACAGGCUACAGGAGAAACCAUCACUGAAGAUGACAUUGAGGAGCUAAUGAAGGAUGGCGAUAAAAAUAAUGAUGGCAAGAUUGACUAUGAUGAAUUCCUGGAGUUUAUGAAAGGCGUUGAGUAAACAUGAGAAUUUUGAAGGCAGUGUCUUUAUUUGAACAUCUUUGCUGUUGUCUUUUGACAUUUCAUCAGAUCUGCUUCUCUUAUUACUUUCAUGAAGUUAUGUUGAACAUAGUGAAAAUCAGGAAAACAUGACCCAACUCUUUUUAAGUGCCUCAAAUGGUCAAUGGACAUUGACUGAGCCAGAUUAUUAUGCAGUGUAAUAAUGCCAUAUACCAUGGCUUCAUCAAACCUAAAAAUGUUCCUUAAUUGAUGACAAUGUUCUGCUGGUUACAGUGAAAAAUCACACUUUAGUAACUAUUGAGACAUUUAAGUUAUUAUCAAACAUUUUCAUUUAACAUUAGGAUGUGCUUUUUCCUUUCUGUACCUCUUUGCUUGCCAAGUUAAAGUAUGUAAAAAAACAUUGUAUGUACAAAAAAGUUUUAUUUCCAAAAUGCUAAUAAAAACAAUUACAAAUCAGAGUGCUUGAUUUGCAGAACUUC
Messenger RNA from Pantherophis guttatus, 1059 nucleotides. It is a transcript of the gene TNNC1, whose product is annotated as troponin C1, slow skeletal and cardiac type. NCBI's taxonomy places the organism in Eukaryota, Metazoa, Chordata, Lepidosauria, Squamata, Colubridae. Gene Ontology annotation, cellular component: myosin II complex. The record is from RefSeq and is a predicted model, not a curated record. Gene Ontology annotation, molecular function: calcium ion binding.